AUGCUAGAUAAAAUUCAUCCACAUCUGCCAAAGCCACCAAGCGACCCUAAUACUUACACCCUGGGCUGCAUUGGGAGGCACAACAUCGUCAUUGCCUGCUUACCGAAAGGCCAGUACGGCACGAACUCAGCAUCGGCGGUUGCAACUCGGAUGGUAAGCACCUUUCCAUCCAUUAAGGUUGGCCUUCUGGUUGGUAUCGGCGGCGGCAUUCCACCAAAAGUCAGACUCGGGGACGUCGUGGUCGGCACGCCCGUUGAUCAGUGUUCAGGGGUGGUCCAGUGGGAUCUGGGCAAGGCAGAAGCAGAGGGUGGCUUCAGAAGAACCGGCGUACUGAAUAACCCCCCGACGGCACUGCUGACGGCAUUGACGAAGCUAGAAACGAUGCAUGAGAUGAGCGGACCCAAAAUAUAUCAGUAUUUGGAUGACAUGGGGCAGAGAUGGCCCAAAUUGAUGCCAAAGUAUACCAGAUGUGAUUCUCUGGUGGAUCCUUUGUUCGAUUCCGACAAUUGCGCCAGAGAAAGCCAACACGGAGAAGGACAUGUGCACUACGGUUUAAUAGCUUCCGGUAACCAGGUUAUCAAGGACGCCCAUUUCCGUGAUAGUCUAAACAAGAGCCUCGGCGGGAAUGUGUUGUGUGUUGAAAUGGAAGCAGCUGGGUUGAUGAACAACUUUCCAUGUGUUGUGAUCCGGGGCAUUUGCGAUUAUGCGGACUCACAAAAGACUAAAGCUUGGCAAGAGUACGCUGCAGCUGUUGCAGCGGCGUAUGCAAAGGAGCUUCUUGAGUAUGUCCAGUCAAGUGAUGUUGAUGGGGAGCGCCCAGUGAAAGACAUGCUUGACGACGUCUUGGAGUCUGUAUCGAGAACAGAGACCAACCUUACACCGAUCGACUACGGUCCUCAACACAGCGACUUCUUGAAGAGACGACAGUCAGGAACUGCGCAGUGGUUCUUAGACUCUACAAUAUACCAGACAUGGAUAAGCUCAAACAAGCAGACGUUAUUCUGUCCCGGUAUUCCCGGCGCAGGAAAAACAAUCCUGACGGCAGCAGUCAUUGAUGACAUUACUGCCCGAUAUCUAAAUGACAAAUCCGUUGGAAUUGCGUAUGUCUACUGUGACUUCCGCCGGCAAAACGAGCAAAGCGCGGAAGACUUAAUAACAAGUCUCCUAAAGCAAUUAAGCCAAUGCCGGCCUUCCCUCCCAGACAUUGUGCGCAGCCUCUAUGACCGUCAUAGACAUAGACGGACCCGACCAGAAUUCGACGAAAUUUCAACGACACUCCGAUCCGUGGGUGCUAUGUACUCGAGAGUCUUUAUUAUUAUCGAUGCGCUCGAUGAAUGUCAGACAUCUAAUGACUGUCGAACGAGGUUAAUCACGGAGACUCUGAAUUUCCAGGCAACGUGCGGUGGAAAUAUCCUUGCCACUUCAAGAUUCAUUCCGCAGAUCACUGAGAAAUUCAAGAAAUGCAUGACACUGGAAAUCCGCGCACAUGAUCAAGAUGUUCAGAAAUAUUUAAGGAGUAGGAUAUUGCAAUGUGAAUCGAGGCUGUUGGCCUCACACUGUGAGGAAAUUCAAACUGAAAUCACGAAAGCUGUCAAUGGAAUGUUUCUGCUAGCACAGCUUCACUUCGACGCAGUGAAAUCAAAAAAAACCACCAAAAGAGUAAGAGAAGCUCUGAAAAGCCUUUCAAAGGGGUCUGAAGCAUACAAUGAUGCAUACGAAGAUGUGAUGCAGCGAAUUGAAGGGCAGGACAUAGAUUCCCGGAAGCUUGCAUACGAUGCUCUAUCGUGGAUCAACUGUGUAAUGAGGCCGCUGAAUACAUUAGAGCUUCGACAUGCACUUGCCGUGGAAGCGGAGACAGAAUUCGACAGAGACAACAUUCCGUUCCUGGAUGAUAUCAUCUCUGUCUGUGCAGGAUUGGUCACAGUUGACGAAGAAAGUGAUGUCAUUCGUUUGGUACAUUAUACAGCACAAGAGUUCUUCCAACGAACGUGGACCAGGUGGUUCUCAAACGCACAUCACGGCAUUGCGACAGCUUGUGUAACAUACCUCUCUUUUGAUCCCUUCAAGACAGGCCCUUGUUCCACAGACAUGGAUUUUGAAGCGCGAUUAGACGCUUACCCCCUUUUCUCCUAUGCAGCGAGAAACUGGGGUCAUCAUGUUCGGGCACAAGAAAUGGAAAUAAGCUUGAUAGUGGCCCUGCUUGAAGAUACACCCAGGCUAAAUGCCUGUGUGCAAGGCCUUUUCGCUCGCAAAGAGUUUUCAACUCACUGGAAUUAUAGCCAACAGGUUCCCAAGUUGUUCACAGGACUACAUCUUGCAUCAUACUUUGGGCUAGAGAAUGUGGUGCUGUACAUGAUUCAGCAGGGGAAACAGUCUGAACACCUGCUGGGGAGAAGUAUCAAUUCAGAUUCAGCAGAUAAUGAUGGUCGAACUCCACUAGCGUGGGCAGCAUGCAAUGACCAUGAGCGAGUGGUCAAACUUCUGGUGGAGAAAGGUCUUGGCCUAGGCUCGAGAGAUACCUUCGGCCGUACUCCACUAUCAUUAGCCGCGUCGAAUGGUUGUGUGGGAGUGGUGAAGCUCCUAGUGGAGAUUGGUUCAGAUCUAAAUUCUAGAGACGCAGAUGAUCGAACUCCUCUAUCAUGGGCCGCAUAUAAAGGUCAUACAACAAUUGUGCAAUUGUUGCUGGAAGGUGGUGUUGAUCCAGACUCCAAGGAUGUGGAUGGUCGAACCCCUAUUUCGUGGGCGGCCUACAACGGCUGCGAGGCAGUGGUACAGAUCCUGCUAGUACACUGUGCUGAUCCAGACUCCAAAGACGAGACUGGACGGACUCCUUUAUCGUGGGCGGCAGAGAAUGGCCACGAGAGAGUGGUCAAGCUCCUAUUGAAGAAAGGCGUUGAAGUAACCUCAAUCGAUCAAACAGGUCGAACCCCACUCGACUGGGCAUCCUACUACGGUCACAAGACAGUAGUCGAACUCCUUUUGAGCAAAAUUCCUCAUAGGCACCCACACGCCCUUAGUGCUACCGGUAGAGCUGCUGUGAAGCAGGGUGAUUGUGAGAACAACGAACCUCGAAACUCAGGUUCCUAUGCCCACACCCCAAGCGCCACAUGUUCAGAUGGCCAUGAAGUUCGAGGUCAAGACCAGCAGAAGCAACCACUUAGGGAGCCUAGCUUGGAGAGUACCGGGAUUUUUACAACAAAUGGUGACAGUCAAAGACGACCACUGUCGCCGGAAAUCGCCUCGCCUCAUACUGUGCCUUCCCUCCACUCUAAGUGGUAUUGCCGGCUGUGUCCUGAGAAAGAUCGCUUGUAUACAGAGAGAGAGCUCCGACAACAUAUAAGAUAUACUCACGCCGUUCAGUAUCAUUUUUAUUGCACUGACCCUCAUUGCCCUGAUGCUAUUGCACGCAACCCGAUUGCCAGUAGAUUUGACUACGUUCGGCAUCAUUAUACCACGAAACAUGGAAGGUGGGCAAGCAAACAGGAAAUAUACCAAUCCCGACAAGAAGAGCCUCAUCCUCGUUUCUGUCUAAUUUGCGAUACAUCCGUUCGCUCGUGGCGGGAGUUCUACGAUUGUGUCACUCGCCACUGUCAGGGUCCGCGCUCUUCGACUGUCAGCGAUGAACAGAGUGCCGCUGGCUCACCAAAGACAGAGAGCAUCAAGGAUGAGCCUGGCCGGUCACUCACUGCUCCGAAAUUGUCACAUGACGAACAUGCACUGCAAGAUCUUCAAAUGCAGCUGAUGCUGCUCGAACAGCAAAAGAGACGUCUAUCAAAAGAGAUUUGA
Aspergillus welwitschiae is the source of this 3786-nucleotide messenger RNA. RefSeq lists its product as uncharacterized. Lineage: Eukaryota; Fungi; Ascomycota; Eurotiomycetes; Eurotiales; Aspergillaceae. Bases 1 to 3786 code for a protein of 1261 amino acids. The transcript has 5 exons. The record is from RefSeq and is a predicted model, not a curated record. Gene Ontology annotation, biological process: nucleoside metabolic process. Gene Ontology annotation, molecular function: catalytic activity; protein binding.